This is a messenger RNA of Elephantulus edwardii (Cape elephant shrew), 1069 nucleotides long. RefSeq names its product synaptoporin (gene SYNPR). NCBI's taxonomy places the organism in Eukaryota, Metazoa, Chordata, Mammalia, Macroscelidea, Macroscelididae. The transcript is spliced from 5 exons. The coding region runs from base 275 to 1069 and encodes 264 amino acids. The record is from RefSeq and is a predicted model, not a curated record. Gene Ontology annotation, cellular component: synaptic vesicle membrane; synaptic vesicle.
AGAGGGAAGUAUCAGAUUCCUCUACUCAGGCUGUGGGCUGUCACUGUCUAAUAAUAUGAGCGUUUUGCCAUCUCUCUGCAAAUAAGGCAGAAGCUGCUACCUGAUUGGGAUGACAGCCACUUUCCCUCAACAUUGAUUUUCUUAUUCUCCUCCUUUGCUUCAUAAAGAGAGGGACAAGUGCCCGGUGCUGUGGACAGAGAAGCUUUAUUUUUAGUAUGAGACAACCUCUAUUUUUUUUCAGGAGAGGGAAGUUGGAUUAUCAAUUCUUUUGUAAAUGUGUAUGGUGAUAUUUGCUCCGCUUUUUGCCAUCUUCGCAUUUGCAACAUGCGGUGGCUAUUCCGGAGGCCUGCGGCUGAGUGUGGACUGCGUCAACAAGACGGAAAGUAACCUCAGCAUUGACGUAGCAUUCGCCUACCCGUUCAGGUUGCACCAGGUGACUUUUGAGGUUCCUACCUGUGAAGGCAAGGAGCGGCAGAAGCUGGCCUUGAUUGGAGACUUCUCAUCUUCAGCAGAAUUCUUUGUCACCGUCGCUGUCUUCGCCUUCCUCUAUUCCUUGGCUGCCACCGUCGUUUACAUUUUCUUCCAGAACAAGUACCGAGAGAACAACCGGGGCCCACUUAUAGACUUCAUUGUCACUGUCGUCUUCUCAUUUCUGUGGUUGGUGGGCUCAUCAGCUUGGGCAAAGGGACUGUCUGAUGUCAAAGUUGCAACGGAUCCCAACGAAGUGCUGUUACUGAUGUCAGCUUGCAAGCAGCCGCACAACAAGUGCAUGGCUGUCCACAGCCCUGUAAUGUCCAGCUUAAACACAUCUGUGGUCUUUGGAUUCUUGAACUUUAUUCUGUGGGCUGGAAAUAUAUGGUUCGUGUUCAAGGAGACUGGCUGGCAUUCCUCCGGGCGAUACCUCUCAGACCCGAUGGAGAAGCACUCAGGCAGCUAUAAUCAAGGUGGUUACAACCAAGACAGCUAUGGCUCAAGUGGUGGGUACAGCCAGCAGGCCGGUUUGGGGCCAACCUCUGAAGAGUUUGGCCAACAGCCCAGUGGCCCCACUUCCUUUACCAACCAGAUUUAA